Messenger RNA from Alligator mississippiensis (American alligator), 9488 nucleotides. Its product is annotated as zinc finger protein 724. Gene Ontology annotation, molecular function: DNA-binding transcription activator activity, RNA polymerase II-specific; RNA polymerase II cis-regulatory region sequence-specific DNA binding. The transcript has 6 exons. Gene Ontology annotation, cellular component: nucleus. Lineage: Eukaryota; Metazoa; Chordata; Crocodylia; Alligatoridae. Gene Ontology annotation, biological process: regulation of transcription by RNA polymerase II. The record is from RefSeq and is a predicted model, not a curated record. The coding region runs from base 184 to 1800 and encodes 538 amino acids.
GGGUUUUUCUCGCGAGAGUUGAAAGCCCUGCCCCCCCAUCCCCCGCCCACUGUGGCUGCGGCGGGCGCGGGUCCGGCGGCGCCGGCGGGAGCGGGAGCCUUUGUGUCCGGCGGCGCCUCGGGGGACGCGGCGGCGCCGGCGGUCGCAGUGAGUGUGCAGGUCGACGAGGUGUCCGCACACAAGAUGCCGUCCACUGCAGUAUUGCAGGACACUGGUGAUUCCUGGCUGGAGCAAUCAACGGCCCAUCGUGCGGACAGAUCUCUGGAGGAGUCCGGAGAGAGGGAAACCCCAGGACCUCAGGCCAAGACACCUCCUGUCCCCAGAGAGGAGCCCCUGCCCCCCCAGGACUCAGGUGCUGGGACCCUGAGCAGCGCUGAGCAGAAACCUGGAGCAGAGCCUGUGAAGCUGGAGCUGCAGAGGACUGGCCCAGGGGGACUGGAGGAGAGGGGCUCCCUGACACCUGAGCCGGGCCCAGUGCAGAAGGAGCAGGGCAGGCCUCCAAAGCAGGGGCAGAGCCUGGAGCUCCGGGAGGUGUUUGAGGCCGUGGCAGUGUAUUUCACGCGGGAGGAGUGGGAGCUGCUGGACGAUGAAGACAAGGUGCUUUACCGGGACCAGAUGCUGAAGACUUACCAAGCCCUCGUUUCCCUGGGAUAUCAAGGUCCCACACCUGCCUUAAUCCGCAGCAUCCAGCAGGAACAGGUGGAUCUCUGGGUUUGUGAUCAUGAGGACCAUGGGGAAAUCUCAAGGUCAGAGGACCUGCUGCCAGGAGGUGCCUGGCUGCUGAGCAAAGCUGAGGAGCAGACUCCUGUGGAAGGGCCUACAGACCUGGAACCACCAUGGACUUCCCCAGGGCAUUUGGGUGAGAUGGACUCCCUGAGACCUGAGAGAGAGCACUGGCACAAGAGUCCAGGGAGGUCCCCAAAGCAUAAGGAAAAUGUAGCAGUGAACCACGUACCAUCUGCAGUUGGGCUUGAGAGUGAAGAAGGGGCAGAACCCAGGAAGAGCCCUGGGUGCAGGGAAGAAUUUGUGGAGCUGAGAGACCUAAAGAGCCACUGGAAAGGAGUGCAUCCAAAUCAAGGCAGUGGGGAGGGCCUCAGGGAAGAGCCAGAGCUCACUACUAAUCACGAAGUCAGGAAAACCCUUAACUGCUCAUCUCUCCUGCCUCUUCACAAGAUAAGAAACACGUGGGAGAAGCUCCAUGUAUGCACCAAGUGUGGGAAGGGCUUCACCCGAUCCUCCUACCUGACCCAACACUACUUCAUCCACACUGGGGAGAAGCCACACCAGUGCUCAGAGUGUGGGAAGAGGUUCAGCCUGUCCUCCUACCUGACCAAACACCAGCGUAUCCACACAGGGGAGAAGCCACAUCAGUGCUCAGAGUGUGGGAAGAGCUUCACUGAAUCCUCCACCCUGGUCCGGCAUCAGCUUAUCCACACAGGGGAGAAGCCAUAUCAGUGCUCAGAGUGUGGGAAGAGCUUCACCCGAUCCUCCAACCUGACCCAACACCGGCUCAUCCACAUGGGGGAGAAGCCAUAUCAGUGCUCAGAGUGUGGGAAGAGGUUCAACCUGUCCUCCUACCUGACUGAACACCAGCGUAUCCACACAGGGGAGAAGCCACAUCGGUGCUUGGAGUGUGGGAAGAGCUUUACCCGCUCCUCCAACCUGACUCAACACCGGCUCAUCCACACUGGGGAGAAGCCACAUCAGUGCUCAGAGUGUGGGAAGAGGUUCAACCUGUCCUCCUACCUGACCAAACACCAGCGCAUCCACACAGGGGAGAAGCCAGAUCGGUUCUCAUAGUGUGGGAAGAGCUUUACCCAGAUUUCCCUUCUGGCCCACUACGAGGUCAUCCACACAAAAGAGAAACCACAUUGGUGCUGAGAGGAAUGGGAACAGUUCACCCAAUCCUCCAACCUGGCCUGGAACCAGCUUAUCCACACAAAGGUGGGGAAAGUCAAAUCAGUGCCCAAAAUGAAGGAAAACCUGUGGUGGGACAAUAGUGGGUGGUUCUAUGUUGAGACAUCUGCUUUCUUGCACCCAACCAAAACCAUGCUUCAAGUGCCCCCCCCUCAGGUACCUAUGUCCAGCCAACCCCUUUCUUUGAGCACACCUGCUAGCCUGAGGUAACUGCUGCCACCUCCCAGGCCCUGGUCUUUGUUAAGACUGUGUGCCACCAGGGUACAUAGACUUCGUUGAACUUAGGGGUGUUUAGCCCACUAAAAUUUUGGGGUGCUUCUUUUAGCUUGAAGCAUUCACUAGUAGUCUCCUGCAUGGAAUGAAAGUAAAAAGGCCCCGCCCACGUUAACUAGCCGAGGGGCUGUACAGGCAAGUCUCACCCUCAUAAGCAGCGACAGCAAGGUGUGCUAUGACAGAUUAGCUGUAUUGCUCAAAGAGGUGAGAGGGAGGAAGGAAUACAAAACAACAGAACUUAGAAAGAAAACCAGCUUACCCUGGCACCCUUGGAGUAAUUGGGAACAACGGCCGCAAACUGAUGGAGAACGGUUUAGGUUGGACAUCAGGAAGAACUUGUUUAUGGAAAGGGUUGCCAAAAUCUGGAAUGGGUGUCCAAGGGAGGUAGUGCUCUCCCCUACCUUGGGGUCUUUAAGAGGAGAUUAGACAUGCACCUUGCUGGGGUCAUCUGACCCCGGGGCUCUUUCCUGCCCAGGGCAGGGGGUUGGACUCGAGGAUCUGCUAAGGUCCCUUCCAACCCAAACAUCUAUGAAUCUAUGGAAACUUGUGCAAAGCAGAAUGGGCUUGUUGGCCCUUUUGAUAUGCACCUAAAGGUACAGAACUCUAAUUUACUGGCUACAUUUCAGGUAAGCUAUCUACAUAUACAUCCAGAGGAUUCUGGAGGCCUAUGCUUCAGUUUGUGUGUCCAAAAAUGCCUCUCUGGAGGCAGUUCCUACCUAGACCAGGUGAGCUGACCUUGAAAUACCUUUUCUGACCUCAUUCCUGGCUCCAACCAGAAGCAGGGUAUAUUUUAAUGUAGCCAAGGCAGACCAGUCUUUUUAAAAGACAUCACCAUCCCCAGGUGGAGGGUCCAGCAUCACCAAACUGGCCUGACAGGUACCUGAGGGGGGACCUGAGACAAAGGGUCUGUGCAGCACAAGGAGGGGGAUGGGAGGUCUCAGUCCUGGGGACCGAGAUGUAGAGUGAAAGGUUCCUUCACACCUUCAAUUUACCCUUAACUGACCAAACACCGGCUCAUCCACACUGGGGAGAAGCCACAUCGGUGCUCAAGAGUGUGGAAAGAGCUUCCCUCAAUUCUGCCACCUGGCCUGGGAUCAGCUCAGCAGCACAGAAAAGCCACAUUGGUGGCUUCCCCCACUCCUCACAACUGGCCCAGCACCAGUGCAUCCACUUCCGGGAGCAUCCAUAAUUUUGUCAGCAAUGCAGGAAUGGUUUGGGGACGUCUACUUGCUCAGCACUCACCAGUGUCUGCAUCCAGGCAGGCAGACUUAUGCUUGUAGACUGCAACCAUCGUUCACCUAUCGUUUGGCCCUUCUAGGGCACUGCACAACCCAGAGGACAUAGAGCCUGGCCCCAAAGUUUGAUGGGGGGGGGAGUUAAACCCCUCAGGCAGAGGCCAGCCCAGAUGCUGAGGUAACCUGUGAGAUGAUCUUUGCCUUGAAGCCUGUGCCAUCCCCAUCUUUCUCUGAAAGCAGUCAGUUCUCUAAGGGGAGAAGUGUCUUCACAACAGGCUGCCCUCCCCAAGACAACUGGCUCCAAAUGGCAGCUAAUGACUCUCUUUGGCUAACUCCCAGCUUUGUCCUCCCUCCUGGUCCCAGGGUCCUAGCAUGUGAGGCUCUUGAGUUGCAGGAAGAAAGACACUUAUUGCUGGGGAGGCAAUUCCCUGCUUUCCACCCUUCCCUUGCCUUUCCUCCCCACUGCAUCACCCCUCUCCCAGGCUAGCAUAUGCCCAUCAGGGUCUGCAAAUAGCUGCUACUGCCACCCUAUGAGCCCAGUUUGGCAGGUUUUGCUUCUCAGCCCCUUGUCAGAGCUCUGCACCAUGAGGCACUGGCUGCAUCCUCCCCCCAACCCACCUCUUCCCUUCAUCCCAUUCUCUAUGAGACUGCUUGCUAAUCAAGCCCCACAACAUAACAUAAUAUCUCUGUGGGGUUUGAUUAGCAGAGGGGGAAGGUCUCCCUCCAUGCACUUGUUCCUUCCUGCAGCUAGCAUUGAGCAGCAGUGGGGCUGGCAUCUCCCUGCCAGGUGCCAGCUGCCUUGGGGGCUCUGGGGGUCUCGGGAGCUGUGCUGCAGUGCAUCUGUCACCAGGGAGCUGCACCCUCCACUGCUGUCCCUGCACAAUCCUGUGAGUGUAUGUGUGUGAGAUGUCACUGUCUUCAAUAUCUCCCAGCACUGUCCCAGCAGUGCUCAGGUAUUUCCCACCAAAGCUAUGUCGCCAUAGCUUGUCACUACAGAGAUGCACCCACUGCGGGGAAUCCACUACCUGUACUUAGGGUAGUAGAAAACUACAGUAGACUAAUCUGCAUAGUAGCUCCUGUGUACAGGUAAGCAGAGAUACUUUACUCUGCAGUAGUCUCCUGCGCAGUAAAGUGUCUCAUGUGGACACACCCCGUGAGGAGGCACAGGCAGAUCCUGCAGCAGGGACAUGCGUCAGAGAAGAGACCCAUCCCAUCAACGUGGGCGAGGAGGGGAAGGCUUUUGCCAGGCCCUGUCAGGCUUGUGUUACUUGGUCAGAGGCAGGGGGGAGCUGAGCAGAAAUCCCCAGGAAUCCCACUCCUGCAGCUGGAGCAGGCCAGAGAGCCCUGAAUGGCGAGCAGGAAGGCCGUGCCCUGUUGCAUCCCCUGUUCAGUGUUGCCUUGGGGGUGGGAAGGGGUGGGCAUGAACAGCAGCCAUGGCUUGCCUGUGCAGGGAUAACUGAGACAAUUAGUCCUAUGGAGCUGUCAUGAGUACAAAAUGAAUCUGUUAAAUUGCAUGAAGCAACCCCUGUGGGUUGUUUUCUUCCCAGGGAAAGUGGCCUUCAUUUGCUUGAGGUGAACUCACUCCCAAAGUUGAACCUGGGUCACUUUAAUGCUGAAUAAGAAUUUCAUACAGGGGGAUAGGAGUGAGGGGCAAAGGCUGCUCACCUACCAUCACCCUUCAGAUCCAAGGUAGGCUUUCAAAAGCCAGACAUUUCCUUCAAAGUGUCCUCUGUCUUUAACACUGGGUAAAACAACAUUCAUAUUGCAGGUACUUCAUUUAAUGCAUCAGGAAAACUGCAUUAAUGGACAUGUAGACAUGCUGUAUGACUUUAUGACUCAACAGUAUGAGCACUAAUCUUGAGACCCAGUUGCCUUGCAGGAAAGCGAGGUAAUACCAGAGUACUGCUCUCAUACCUGGUGUCGGUGUCACGGUCUCGUUGAGUGUUAUGUGUCUCAGUGGUGAAUUCUCUGCAGUUGUCAUUCUGUCAAAAAGUCAUAGCCAGGAGAUCCCAACAUCAAUUGUGUCUUAAACAACUGGCAAAGGUUUGGGCAAGUCUAUUAUGUACAAGCCAUGGCCUGAACACAGCUGUGACCUGACACAAGAUAUUAUUGCAUGUGUGCCUGUGACAAGGUAUGGGUACAACACCAUGUAGGCUCCCCUAGGCCAGUACAAAUGUCCCAUGCUUUCUGAUUUUCCUUUUAUACAGUGAUCUAUCAAAUUACUUAUUACAGUCCACAGAUAUUGAGCUAUCUUGUGCUAUGGGCUUGUUUCACAUCUUGACCUGGGUAUGCUGUCCCAGCCUGAGACUGGACUCUUUACCUUGUACAUCCAUCUCCCCCUUCCAUCUCCUGGCAGGAGUUUUCAUCUGGCUGACGUGUCAAGUUCUGCUUCGAUAAGGGGCUCAUGCAUUGAACAAUUUUGCUAAUCAGGCCUACUUCAGUCAAUGCUUUCGUGUGAGUUUGAUCAGUGUUCCAAGGAUGCCUACACCAGGAUGCCUAAACCUGUCUGGUUCUCUGGAUCUGGCUGUUCAUGUGCGGGCAAUGUGCUGAUUAAAGCUAGGUCCCAAACCCCAAAAUUGCAGGACCUUGUUCCCAAACGAGGAGACAAUCUGGGAUCCGCAUUUGCAAAUUCUCCUACUUCGAAGGCUGUGGAUGUGAACUAUGUGGUGCACCCACAGUUGGACAGUGUCCUUGGCUGAGGGAAGACUUACACAUGGGAUGUAGUGCACCAUCUUCGUCAACCUGUCACCAUCCAGAUCAUAGAGAAUCCAAUCAAUUAGGGAAGAUCCAUAAUAAAGUCCAUCCAAAUAGUGGACCAUGGUGGUCGAGAGGGAGUGAAGAGGGGCUGGAAGAGACCAUAGAGGUUUUCAGUUGGCUUCAUUAUGUGGGUGCCAAUGUUACAGGAGCAGAUGAACACUUGCAGGGUUUUGCUCAUGCACGGCCACCAAAGCAGUGGGUGAGUAGAUAGCUGGCUGCCCUGGAAUGGAGAAAAACUGACAGGGAGUCAUGGCAAAAACAUAGUGCCAGACUGGACCUGUGGGCAUGUAAAUCUUACCCUGAGUGAAGAGAACUGUGUCCUGGACUUGAGGCAGUGGCCAUAUGAAGGCAGCCUGCUCUUCAAGAGGAAAUUCUUUCCAGGUGGUGGCUGGGACAGAGCCAUUGGCAAGGAGAUGUGAGGAUGCCAUGUGGCUUCAAAAGGGGUCAGGUUCCAGUGGUCCCUGUGCCAGCUUGGCAUCAUAUUUCACUUUAUGAGAGAGCAUUCACCUUCCCAUUUCUACAUGAUCUGAAAAUCAAAGUGGGGCAAGGAAAGGGCCAACCCCAGCCUGGUUGAGUGUUUUGGUUGCACACAAAUAUUCUUUCUAGUGUUGUGUGAAUGAAAUGUGUGUUCGCAGGAGGAACGAGGGGCAGUCUGCAGAGCUGUGCUCACUGGGAGAUUGGAUUGCAACUCCCAGAACCCCCUCGGGCUCGUAGGGAGGGAAAAAGGAAGAGGAAGCUGGAGGCUGGAGUAAGGGGGAAUGAGGGAUAUACAGGUGGGUCUUGGCCAGCCCUGUACAGAGGAGCGCAGUGGUGCUUGAGAUUAGGGUUACUAUAAGUCUAGCUUUUCCCAGCAUGUCUUCUUCUUGAACCCUCUGAUCUCUGUCCAGGAGGGUUUUUUAAAUAUGACCAAAUGUCUGGUAUUUUGCUUUGCUCCACUGGUGGGAGCAGGGGAAGGGUGAUCGGAGGCAGCAGGGAGCACAGCUGUCUGCAGCUGCAGAGGCUCACGCAGACUCAUGCGGUAUUCCCUGCUGCUUCUGAUCACCUUUCCCCUGCUCCCACCAGUGUAGCAAAGCAAAAUAGUGGACAUUUGGUGAUGGCAACAGGGCAGGGGUUUGUGGGGGUUUCCUGCCCCUCCAGUGGGGGAAGGGGAGGGGGGGCAUUUGAGGGCAGCAGGGAAUUCUGCUGCUUGGCCAGUAGCCCAGGGGCCAGAGCCUGUGUUUGCAGGGGUGGAGCAGCCAGGAGAGGCUGCUGGGGUAGGGAGAAAGAGUGGGGAGUAGGCUGCGACCAGCCUGGGGAUUGUGAAGGAAUCCUCCUCUCUGCCCUGCCUUGGGACAUGCCACAAACCAUUCCUCUUUCACCCGUGUGGUAUUUGAUUAACCUGGUCACCUACAUGACGGCUGGAGAAAUUCCUGCAGGGUGGGGGGCAGCUCACUCUUCUUUUGUUCAGCAGCAGGCAUUUUGGGGAAGGAGAAAACAUUCAUUUUGAGAGAGAGACACUGAAGCCUCUAGUCUCCAGAGUGCUCUCAUUCUGUGGAUGUACAUGUGAGUAACUUACCUGGCACUUAGCCAGGAUAUUGGGUUAUGUAUUUUAUAUGCGUAUUCAAAGUGUCCUCGGGCCCGUUCUGUUUUGCUCAAGGCAUUUUCCUCUAAAACCUCUUUUCUCUAUGACCCCCCGUUCUCCCCCUCCAAUCAAUAAAUGCUGUUUGUUACAGCACGCCUGGCUGUGGAUUAUCGAGGGAAAGGACCAGCCUUUUUGCCUUCUGCUCAGCUGAGCUGAGGGGAGUUUGGCUGUGUAUUAAUUGGUGCAGUCCUACCUGAGUUUAUCCUCGUUGGCUCCAGGCUAUAAGAAGGACCCAGAGAUAUUAACAGGGGUCAAAGCACCCCCAAUGUCUACAAGGUACGUACCCUGGGCUGCACAUAGCCCAAGCUGAGACCAGAGCCUGGGUGGUGGCAGCAAUUACUCCAGGCUUGCAGGUGUGCUCCAGGAAGCGGGGCGGCUGGACGUUGGCACCCCAGGGGAGACAACCUGGGGGGGCAAGGGGCUGCGGGUCAGGAGUGUGAAGCACCAGCAGGGAUGGGGAGGGCUGCAGGUUGGGAGUGAGGGGCACCAUCAUUUCCCAGGGGGGCAGGGUACUGCAGUUUGGGAGUGAGAGGCACUGGCAGGGCUGUGGUCAGAGGGUUGGGAGUGAGGGGUAGCAGCAGGGCUGGGGGGGCGGGGCGUUGUGGCUUGGAAGUGAGGGACAACAUAAUGGGCAGGGGGAGGACACCUGCAUGUCACUCUAAUGCCCCCUCCCCCCCAGGGUGUAACAGAUGUCCUUUUUUGGACCUGAAAAUAAGGUCAUCCUACUAGAGAUCUCACUGGCUUGGGCAGCCAGGACAUGAAGAAGGUGGAUUCAGACUUGGGGACAGCUGCAGGUGUUUGAUCACUCUUGGGACUGCAAGUUUGUUUGGGGAACACUUCUGGAGGUGUUGGGGUGGUGGGGAGUUAAGGUGCUGAGUGAUUGUUACCACAAUGUUGAUGUUUCUUUACCUUUUACCUGUUCCCUGCCUUUGGCCCGUUGACUUGUGACCCUGACCCCUAUGAUUUGUUAUAUAAAAGUGGGAAUCCCCUCUUGCUUCUUGUGGCAGUUUCUGGGCUGCAGGUUGGCACUGGGUUUUUGUGAUCUGUAAGAACCUGCACUUUGUGCCAUGGCUCUUCAAAGCAGUGCCACCACUGUAACAAAAACUUCUAGGACCUGUGGCUCUGCCCCCUGACUUAGUUUCCCCCCCCCCCCCCCCGCUUUUUCUUCUUUCUCUGUCUUUUCACAUGUCUGUCAACCUAGUUGCCUAUGCAACCAACUUGCUGCCUACCUGGCUCAGGUAGGAGGGAGUGGAUCUAGCCUCUCCAUUGUUUUGAGUUCUGCCCUCAUGACAUGGGAGCUGGGCUUAAACCAGUGUCACUCCAAUGGGUAAUACUGACAUUUUUCAAGUUGAUUGCUCAGCAUCUAAUAACACCUGCCCUUGACUGAGUCAAGGUGAUGAGGUCAGGAGGGCUAUUUAAGAGGGUCCCUCCAUGCUGGUGGAAGAGACAUGUUUGGGAACAUGAAAACAAGAAAACAGCCUCUGGAGCUCUUUUAGAUUCUGGAUGAACAUGUGAGUAAUUUGAAAAACCUGAAAUUUAGCCAGUAACUUAGGAUCCAGUGUUCUAGAAGUGUAUCAAAAGGCUUGCAAGCCACUUCCGUUUGCUCAGGGUUAUGCUUUUGAUACUUCUCUGAAUUUUACUUCUCCCCAUGCCUACCAUUUCAAUAAAGGUAUCUGUUAUAGCAA